GAAUGAGGGUUUUUAGGGGAACAGUUCAAGAACAAGAUGGCUGUCCUGGGGCAAGAAAAGUAUCCUUCUUCUUCCACAUAAACACGGCGUUGUGAUGCGGGCGUCAGUUUCAUGUAAAUAGCGUACUAGGUAACAACUUUAAUAGAUUAUUAGGUAACGUUAACAACUUUAAACGCUUUAAAGGCAUUGCUUUAUAACGGAGGACAUCGCUUUCUGAGACGCAAUUGAAGCUCGGAAAGUUUUCUUAGCGGUUUGUUGAGAGUGAAAACUAACUUACUGACGCUGGCUAUGCGCUUUUGCAUAACGGUUAACUUUUUUCAGAUGCACCGCACUAGAUAAAAGAAAUAAAUAGCUAGCUAACUGGACCAUGAGUUCCUCCCGAGUCAGACCGCAGCAGCUAAAGUUACCGCAGAGCCAGACUGGCAGGUUGCCGCACAGACUAGACUCAAGCGAAGGGAUAGAGAUGGAGAACAUCCAGCAUCAAGACCUCGGGCUCGGAGGAGUAAUAGGCACCCCGUCUCCUCCGUCAAGACAAGCGUGGAGUCGGGAUAACCCGGGUUUUGAGCCUGAGGAUGAGAUUAUGGAAGCCGACUGGCCUCCAGCGAGUCCCGGGAGGAGGUCGGUGUCCACGGCCUCUAGCAGCAGCUGCAGCAGCGGCCUAGGCAGCUACACCGGCGCGGCCAGCAGCACCCACAUCCCCCGAGGAGGACUCUACCCGACCCCGACAGUGGAUGCCCGGCAGCAGGACAGGCAUGACCACCGAGGCUGUAUGAAGCAGAUACUCCAAAAGAUCAGAAUUCUGUGGGGCACAGAGCUGAUGGAGGACAGUGACAACAGUCGAGAGAGGUACCUCAGGAACGUCCUGAGGGAGAUGGUUACAUAUAUCACAUUCCUCAUCACUAUUUGUAUCUUGACUUAUGGGAUGGUGAGUGCCAAUAUGUACUACUAUACCAAAGUCAUGUCUCAGCUUUUCCUGGAUACACCGCUGUCUGCCGGGGACCCUUCCUCUUUUAGAAGCCUCUCAACCAUGGAGGAUUUCUGGAAGUUCACAGAGGGACCUUUCCUCAAUGGCAUGUACUGGGAGGUGUGGUACAACAAUAAGAGCCUGCCAGAGAAUCAGAGUCUUAUCUACUAUGAGAACCUCCUCCUCGGGGUGCCACGGCUCCGGCAGGUCAAAGUCCGCAACGAGUCCUGCUCCAUCCACGAAGAUCUGAGAGAUGAAGUUCACGACUGCUACAACAUGUACACCCCAACCAACGAAGACACAACCUCCUUUGGCCCCAAGAAAGGAACCGCGUGGGUGUAUACAGCAGAGAGUAACAUGAAUGGGAGCGGUUAUUGGGGCCAGAUAUCUAAAUAUGGAGGUGGAGGAUACUACCAAGACCUGUCUCGUACGAAAGAGGAGUCAGCAACCCAACUGCAGUUUCUGAAAGACCACCUGUGGUUGGACAGAGGCACCAGAGCGGUGUUUUUGGACUUCUCGGUCUACAAUGGGAACAUCAACCUUUUCUGCAUUGCCAGGUUGUUGGUGGAGUUCCCUGCUACUGGUGGGGUGGUGACUUCCUGGCAGUUCCAAACAGUGCGUCUGAUACGAUAUGUGUACAGCUGGGACUACUUUGUGGGUCUGUGUGAGGUGGCAUUCUGUCUAUUCAUCCUCUACUACGUGGUGGAGGAAGUGCUGGAGAUCCGCAUCCACCGCUUGCAUUACUUCAAGAGCUUGUGGAACUGUCUGGAUGUUCUCAUUGUCGUGUUGAGUGUUGUUGCCAUCAUCAUGAACAUAACCAGAACAGCCAUGGUUGGCAACCGUCUGAAAGGCCUGUUGGAGAACCACACUGCUCACCCCAGCUUUGAGCCUUUGGCCAACCUGCAGGUUCAGUUCAAUAACGUGGCCGCAGUCAUCGUCUUUUUUUCCUGGGUCAAGCUUUUUAAGUUCAUCAACUUCAAUAAGACCAUGAGUCAGCUGUCUGGCACCAUGUCUCGCUGUGCCAAAGACCUUGUCGGUUUUGCCAUCAUGUUCUUCAUCAUCUUCCUGGCGUAUGCUCAGCUAGCCUACCUGGUGUUUGGAACCCAAGUCAACGAUUUCAGCACUUUCCAAGCCAGCAUAUUUACUCAGUUCCGUAUCAUUCUGGGAGACUUUGAGUUCUCAGAAAUAGAGGAGGCAAACCCAGUUCUCGGACCUAUCUACUUUACAACCUUUGUCUUCUUCAUUUUCUUUAUUCUCAUGAACAUGUUCCUGGCCAUCAUUAAUGACACAUACUCUGAGGUGAAGGCCGACAUGUCCCAGCAGAGGACUGAGAUGGAAAUGACUGAUCUCAUUAAAAAGGGUUGUAACAAAGCUUUGAUGAAGUUGAGACUGAAGAAGACGGCAGUAGACGACAUCUCCGACAGUUUGCGCCAGGCCGGGGGCAAACUAAACAUUGAUGAACUCCGCCAGGACCUUAAAGGAAAGGGCCACACAGACGCAGAGAUUCAGGCCAUCUUUGCCAAGUAUGAUCGCGAUGGCGACCAGGAGCUGACGGAGCAUGAACACCAGCAGAUGAGAGACGACCUGGAGAAAGAGAGAGAGGACUUGGAUCUGGAACGCAAUUCGCUGACUAGACCCAGCAGCGGGCGGAGCUUCCCUCGUACCCAGGACGACUCGGAGGAAGACGAUGACGAGGAUAGCGGCCACAGCUCUCGACGCCGUGGCAGCAGCUCAGGGGGUGUCUCCUAUGAAGAGUUUCAAGUGCUGGUGAGACGUGUGGACAGGAUGGAGCACUCCAUCGGCAGUAUAGUGUCCAAGAUAGAUGCUGUAAUCGUGAAGCUGGAAACUAUGGAGAGAGCUAAACUCAAAAGGAGAGAUGUGCUGGGCAGACUGCUGGAUGGAGUCAUGGAGGAUGAGCGUCUGGGACGGGACACAGACGUCCACAGGGAGCAGAUGGAGAGGCUAGUGAGGGAGGAACUGGAGCGAUGGGAGUCUGAUGAUAUGGUCUCACAGGUCAGCCACCCACAGCCCACCACUCCUGUCGGCCCCCGGCCGCGCCCAUCCUCCUCCCUGUCCACCGACGGCCUCGACACAAGCACAAACGGAGGUAGCCAUGUGUGAGGACUUGGCCCGCUGAAGAAUAUUCCACUCUGGCAAGAAAACUCUCCAAUGGAAAUUUCCCUGCAGCGGUACAAGUAACUGAAGAUGUGGGACCAUUUUUGCAAAAGAAAAGAUACCAUUUCUUGACAUAUUUCAAAAGGAGGUGAUCAAAUCAAACGCACUUCACCUCAAAUAUUUAAAUGCACUGAAAAUGAGUGAGGUUCUCCUCUGAGACAUCUAAAAGUAUUCACUUAAGCUAUUAUCAAGUAUUACUUUAACAGCAGAAGAAUAAUGAAGAUGUACAGUACAGUGUUACAUCACAGUAUUAUGCACAGUAUUGGAUAUAAUACACCAACCUGCAAGCAUAUUCAGUUGUACUCAGCGAAUACACAGUUUAUGAUUUUAGUAUUACAUGAGAAAUAUGCUCACCUGCUUUUGAUUACUGUAUCCACACAUCGCAGCAUUUACACAAAUACCAAAAAGACAUUUCUAUGACUGUUAAUUAUGCUGAUUAUUUUUUUCAUCAUUUUAAUACACAAUAGGUACAAGUGUGGCACAUUCUGUCAUAUUUACUCAUCCUCUGUACAUCAAUUAAGCUUCAAAUUAAAUAGCUUAUUAUCAUUUUAUGAUACAUAUUGUAACUUAAAACAAACUUCGAUUUGGAGUGCAUCUAGUGUUCAUGGGAAACCCAUGCAUUUAUUAUGUUUUCUCUGUGCCUUACUUUUUGUUUUUUACAAUCUAUUUCUUUUUUAAAUCUGUUAUGCCAAAUAAAGUGUUAUUAAAAUAUAAUUUCUCUGUUUUGGAUUAUGAUUCAGUUUAAGUGACAAGACAACAACCAUAAAUAUGAUUCAGUAACAAAAGGAUCUAAAACACUGUCUUCCUUUUUAAACAUAUUAACAUUGACAAUACCACAUACUAUAUAUAUUUAGGAUGACGUC
This is a messenger RNA of Perca flavescens (yellow perch), 4002 nucleotides long. RefSeq names its product polycystic kidney disease 2 (gene pkd2). Gene Ontology annotation, biological process: potassium ion transmembrane transport; detection of mechanical stimulus; release of sequestered calcium ion into cytosol. Gene Ontology annotation, cellular component: membrane. Gene Ontology annotation, molecular function: muscle alpha-actinin binding; voltage-gated sodium channel activity; calcium ion binding. The coding region runs from base 368 to 3085 and encodes 905 amino acids. The record is from RefSeq and is a predicted model, not a curated record. NCBI's taxonomy places the organism in Eukaryota, Metazoa, Chordata, Actinopteri, Perciformes, Percidae. The transcript has 15 exons.